Messenger RNA from Perca fluviatilis (European perch), 2881 nucleotides. Its product is annotated as selection and upkeep of intraepithelial T-cells protein 6-like. The transcript is spliced from 16 exons. Bases 261 to 2255 code for a protein of 664 amino acids. The record is from RefSeq and is a predicted model, not a curated record. NCBI's taxonomy places the organism in Eukaryota, Metazoa, Chordata, Actinopteri, Perciformes, Percidae.
AAUGCUACAAAAGUCAGCUUUGACAUGACAUAGCCUAAUAUCAAACUUUUUUCUUAACUGCUAAUAUAAGACAUGAAAGAAAUAAUGUUAUUUGAUCAUUAUGGAUUUGAUUGCAGCUAUACUCUUUUAUAACUCUGAUCAGUUAUCUGGAACUAGGCUCAAGGUGCAGAUGUUCACGACAACAUUCAAUAUAUCUCUGUAUAAGUAUAUACUUUGCCAAAGUUGGAUUUCAUUUGACUCAGACUUUGCAGUCCGUUGAAAUGACUGGUAUCCUGCAACAGAAAUCUGUUCUUCUUCCCCAGAUGGACGGACUGUCCCUUCAGGCUCCGCUCAGACCCCUUAGGCUUUUGGUUGUCUAUUUUCUCCUAAUACAUUCUUGUAGAGGUCAGUCUCUGUUAAUCGGUCCAUCUCAGCCAAUAGUGGUAAAAGUUGGCGAUGACAUCAUUUUGCCAUGUCACCUGGAACCUGCAGUGGAUGUUGCUGCCAAGACAUUGGAGUGGAAGAGAUCUGACUCUGAAUUUGUCUAUGUGUGGCGUGAUGGGCAGGACCUCACAGAUACUAAGCAUCCAUCUUACAAGGAACGAACAUUGCUUUUUCCUGAUGAACUGAAGAGAGGAAACAUGUCACUGAAACUGUCCAAAGUGAAACUCUCUGACCAGGGACGAUAUGAAUGCUACAUUCCAGACCUGAACAAACAAUCUUUCAUUGAGCUUGUUGUUGGUCAGUCUCAGUUAAUUGGUCCUUCUCAGCCAAUAGUAGCAACAGUUGGCAAUGACGUCAUUUUACCAUGUAGCCUGGAACCGACAGAGGAUGUUGCUGCCAAGACGUUGGAGUGGACGAGAUCUGACUUAAAUCCUAUAUUUGUCCUUCUGCGGCAUGCUGGUCAGAACUUCGUACAAACUAAACAUCCAUCUUUCGAAGGACGGACACGGCUGUUUUUUGAUGAGCUGAAACACGGAAACAUUUCACUGAAACUGUCCAAAGUGAAACCUUCUGAUGCAGGGAGAUACAAAUGCUACAUUCCAAAGCUGAAUACAGAGUCUUUUGUUGAACUUGUUGUUGCAUCAGGUGCCGUUUCCUCACCAGUCAUCAGUUUAGCAGGAAUUGAUGAAGCCACCAGAGGAGUGGUUCUACAGUGUGAGUCUAAAGGCUGGUAUCCAGAGCCUGAGGUGUUGUGGCUGGACGGUGAGGGAAACCUCCUCUCUGCUGGACCUACAGAGACAGUCAGAGGUCCUGAUGAUCUCUAUACUGUCAGCAGCAGAGUGACUGUGGAGAAGAGACACAGCAACAGCUUCACCUGUAGAGUCCAGCAGAAGGACACCAACCAGACCAGGGAGACAGAAAUCCAUGUUCCAGAUGAUUUCUUUGCGAUCCAGUCCAGUUCUUCUUCCAUCAUCACUGGCUUGGCUGUUAGUUUGGCUGUUUGCAUCAUCCUGUUUAUUCUGUUACUCUUCUCUGUAUGGAAAUGGAGACAAAACAAAACCAACUCGAAGCUAAGCCGCAGGGAUGAAACUGAUAAAGAAGAAAACAGAACUAAUGAUCCAGAAGAAGCCGAGGCUUUGACAGGAGAAAAGUUGGAGGAAAAAGCUGCCCGGUCUCUGUUCGGGUUGAAGAUUGUUAACAAGCGGACACUCAAGGAAGAGCAGCAGAAGAGGGAGGAAGCUGUCCAGAAGCUUGAAGAGGAGAAGCAGAGGAGUGAGAAUGAGCGGGAGCAGCUGCAAAAGGAGCUGGAGGACAAGAUAAAAAAGCUCCAGGAGGAACAGCAGAGGAGGGAGGAAGCUGAGAGAGAAGUUCAGACUCUGAAAGAGGAGCUGGACACCAAGAAGAAGGAGUCUGAAAGUAAACUAGCUGAAGUCCAGCAGCAGCUCAACGAUGAAAAGAAGAAACAUGAGGUUGAACAGCAGGGUCUUCAUCAAAAGAUGAAGGAUGACAUGCAGGCCAAGAACCAGGAGGUAAAUCAACUAUCAGCUGAAUUGAAGGAGCUCAAAGAGGAGAAGCAGGACCUGGAGGACAAGGUAAAUCAACUAUCAACUGAUUUGAAGAAGCUUGAAGAGGAGAAGAAGAAGAGUGAGAAGGAGCAGCAGCACCUGCAAAAGGAGCUGAAGGACAAGAUAACAGAGGUAAAUAAACUAUCAGCUGAAGUGAAGAAGCUUGAAGAGGAGAAGCAGAGGAGUGUGACCAAGCAGGAUCAGGUGCAAGAUGAAAUGGCCACAAAGAAAGUUGACGGAAAGAUGAAUUCUGAUGUGGAAACAUGAAAACACCAAGUCAUAUACAUCUGAAAGGUGGUAACUUUCAUCUCUGUAUAUAAUUUUAUUUGGAAUCACCUAAAUGAGUGAGACCUGUUGUGUGAAUAUCAAAUCCAAAUUGUUUUUGUGGUGCAUUGAACAGAUUGCAAAAUGUUUUGUUCAUAAUGUGGUGGAAAAUCCAGUGCUGCAGCUCAGUUUUUUUUUUAUAAAGCAUUGCUUUUGUUGUAUUACUACAUAAGUUUUACAGAAAACACUUCAUAAUUAAGGCACAAUAUCAUUUUCAAUCUCAAAACUCACAAAAUGUCAAAACUCAAUUGGUAUUAAGACUAAGAAAUAAAUCAAUAUAUCAUAAUCAAAAUGUGUUUAUGUUAAAUGUCUUGUCCUCUGGAACAAUAAUACAUAUUGACAGUAGUCAAUUCACUGUUUUUUUCUUGACACUAAAUCAAUUGUUUGUUAUUCUAUGUUUUGUAUUGUUUUAAUUCCAUUUAUACUUUCAAUGUAGAAUUCCAUACUCCAUUUUCUGUCAUAAAGAGAUGACAGGAUUUUCAAGAGUUCAUAUGCUGAUGUACAUUUUUGACAAUAUUUGCUUUGAGAAAUAUCAUCUUUCUGGUUGUUGUUUUUUCCUGUUGGUUACA